Molecule: messenger RNA, 760 nt
Organism: Onthophagus taurus
Lineage: Eukaryota; Metazoa; Arthropoda; Insecta; Coleoptera; Scarabaeidae
Source: RefSeq, a predicted model, not a curated record
CAUCAAGUUUGACAAAUAAAAAAAUUCUCAGGUUAAAUUAUCAUCAAAAAUUUUCAUUCACUCAAUUCCGAUUAAAAAUUAUUCAUCAAAAUUGAGAACAUAGGUGUUGUAAUAACCGCUUUGGAGUUCAUUAACAUGACCCCACAAAACGUUUACAAAGUUGCAAAAAAUUUUUAUAAAAAAUUAACCGACGUUUUCACCUUUACAACCCCGGCGAAAUCAAAUCGAAUCCAAAACAAAGGAUUUUCAACGAGAAAACACAAAAAAUUUCGUAACCGCAUCAAAAAAAUCUACAAAAAUAAAUUAAAAACCAUCGAAGAACACUCAAUACGCGAAGCUUUAGAUUCUUUGGAAGUUUUUAUAAAAAAAAGUCAACAUCAAUUGGAAUUUUCUAUUAGCGAUCAAAUUUUAGGGGGGAAAUUACUGAAUAGGAAACUAGAAAUUACAAGUUUUAGGUCAAACUUUGACCUCACAUCCAAGAAACCGCAAGAGUACAGUAAAGUUUGGGACUUCCGUGCCUUUAGAGAUAACGGUAAAGUCGAGGGACAAGAAUUGGCCAAAACGAUCGAACACCAUCACCAUACCAAACUCCUAACCGAUGUUAAACUGAUGACGAGCGUUUAAUUUCGUGUCAAAAAGUAUUUCGAUUCAAAUCUAUCAAAAUGUCAAAAAAUUAUGAGGUUAAAAAUUUUUACUUAAAUUAAUUAUUGUAAAUUAUAUUAAAAUCAUUUCGAAUAAAAAGUUCAUCUUCGUUUCUUAA